Molecule: messenger RNA, 2535 nt
Organism: Oldenlandia corymbosa var. corymbosa
Lineage: Eukaryota; Viridiplantae; Streptophyta; Magnoliopsida; Gentianales; Rubiaceae
Source: the annotation of a GenBank genome assembly
AUGGCGAUCCGAUCAACCAUCGUUUUCUCCGGCUACAUAGCCCAGAAUCUGGUGGCGUGCGCCUCCACCAAGGCCGCCAACGCCGCUUCCAACUGCCGGUUCCUCCACGAGUGCGCCGCCGCUCGUUCCCGCCUCAAACCCGACCCUACUUCUUACCCUUCUGAAUUCCGGCAACGGCCGAGACCCACCAAGCCCAAGUCUCCUCCCUACAGAUUCUCCUCCACAUCGGCGUACUCUACCAUCGCCGCCGAAGUUUUUGGAGGACAAACCCAAAGCCCUUUGGUCGUCGGGCUAAUUUCUCUGUUGAAAGCGACCACCUCCUCCUCUGUCUCCUCUUCGUACACAUCGUCUUGCUUGACGGGUGUGUUUGGGAUUUCGCCUGUUAAGCCGGGAACAAUCAUCCCCUUCUUACAAACCUCUAAGUGGCUGCCUUGUAGUCAGCCCAGUAUUGGGCAUUCGAGUAAUUUAGUGGAUAAGGGAGGAACAGCUGCUGUUGCUCAGACGGACAGCAGCAGCAGCAAUAUGGUAGCUAGUAAAGGGCCUGUCGUGGACAGGAGUAAAAUUGCCUCCGUUGCCGGUGCUUCAUCGGCUGUUAUGUCUGAAAAUUUGAAGGUGUCGAAAAGUGGUUGGCUCUCCAAGUUGUUGAACGUAUCUUCAGAUGAUGCUAAAGCUGCUUUUACUGCUUUGAGUGUUAGUAUUUUGUUCAAAUCAUCUUUGGCUGAGCCUAGAUCGAUUCCCUCCACCUCCAUGUAUCCCACUCUUGAUGUAGGCGAUCGCAUUAUGGCCGAGAAGGUUUCUUAUGUUUUCAGGAAGCCCGAAGUUUCAGAUAUAGUGAUAUUUAAAGCUCCUCAAAUACUUCAAAACUAUGGUUUUGGUUCUGGAGAUGUAUUCAUUAAGAGAAUUGUAGCUAAAGCUGGGGACUGGGUUGAGGUUCGUGAUGGGAAAUUAUUGGUCAAUGGUGUUGCUCAAGAUGAGGAAUUUGUGUUGGAACCACUUGCUUAUGAGAUGGAACCAGUGCUUGUUCCAGAGGGCUAUGUGUUUGUUUUGGGUGAUAACCGCAACAACAGUUUCGACUCUCACAACUGGGGUCCUCUUCCAGUGAAAAACAUUCUUGGUAGAUCAGCAUUUCGGUACUGGCCUCCUUCUAAAGUAUCCACCACUGUGUUGGACUCCCCAGUGACUAAGCAAACUUCUGUAUCAACUGGUGUUUCAUCACCGCUUGUAGUUAUGUCCGUAAAUGAAUCCCAAUCCCUCUUCACCUUCUUCCGCAACAUUUUUGAAUUCCACCAUUUCCAUCCAUUAUUACUUUUAUUAAUAAUAUUCACUUCCUUUACUCAAUCAUCGUCUACUUCCCAACCAAUACCUGCCUUCAAUAUCUCUCACUUCCUCUAUCCCUUCUCAAAUGGCUUUGUCUUUCAGCAGAACCCAUCGGAACCUCAACCCGCUCCUCCUUUCUUCAAGGAUGUGUUGAAGGAGAUUGCAAAGAAGCAGAAGUGGGAUUUGGAGGACAUUCGGGUUUCUAAAUUGGAUGUAAACAAACUCAAGUUUGGAGAUUUGCGUCGGUAUGAGUUCCGAGUUCGAUUUGGCAGGAAUGAUUUUGUUUUCAAGCUGUUGGAUCAAGUUUCAUCCUGGAAGAGACUCGAUGGUGUACAAAAUGAAUCUGAUUUUCAAGCUUUAGUUCGUGAAUAUAGCUCAAACGCUGUGCUCGACACUUUGGAAAUUCAAGGCCCUGUUCACUUGCGUGUUAGAGGAGAUCACGAGCUCACUCUGAAUUUGCCGUCCAAUCAUUCGCUUCCUGGUUUGAAAAAUAUCAAAAUUGGUGAAGGUAUCACUGUGGAGAUCAAAGGUGCCGAAGAAAUUUCUCUUUAUCAUCCCACUGAUCUUCUUGGAAAGUUCAAGGGAAGUGAUCUGAGUAGUACAUUGAAGAGAAGUGGGGUUGGGUACCUGUGGCCUGCUUCAUGCAUGGCCUGGCCUUCUAUCUGGAUUGUAGGUUCUGCAACGGUGUCAGCGUACAGGACACAAAAUCCCGAGUCCUUCAUCAAAACCGCUUUCUUCUCCAAUAAAACAGUUGGGUUGCUGCCUUGGAAAUGUUACAGUAGGCUUAUUGAAGUGCCAGUCAGGGUUUCUCCUUUGAACUUCCUGAACCCGAGGAUAGCUCUGUUAGAAAGAGUUCUGUUGACUUUUCUUGGUCACAAAGCCAACCAAACUGCAAGGUUAAGCUCUGUAAAAGUAAAGAUUACUGAAUCGUCUACAUUUCGUUUCCAGCUGGAACUGGAAAGAGAUAUUCAUGGUAAUGAUAGUUAUUGGAGUUCAGUAGCUGAGUGGCGUACUAGGCCUACUGUUGAACGGUUAUGGUUUGAUGUAGUGGGUAGACUUGAUGCAGAGGUUAUGAAGCCUUUAUCUGUUAAGAAGUUCAGGCCAUUCAUUGAAGUGGACUCAAAGGCGUUGAGCAAUUUGUUUUCAAACCUUUCCUUCACGAAGUUCCCAUCCAUGCUUGUACCCCAAGAGGCUCUCACAUUGGAUGUGAAAUGGUAG